GCUAGAAACAUCAUUCAGCUUUUGUUCGUUGCAGUAAAACAAUUAAACCUUUUAACCAUCAUCAAGAUGUUCAAGAUCUUUGUUGCUCUGGCAGCAUUGGUGGCUGUGGCAGCCGCAGAUGAUGAUUACUACGCAUAUCCCAGCUACAAGUUCGAGUAUGGAGUAAAGGAUCCUCACACCGGAGACUACAAGAGCCAGUGGGAACAUCGGGACGGAGAUGUCGUCAAGGGAGCAUAUACCCUUCAUGAGGCCGACGGAACUGAGCGAGUGGUUGAGUACUCGUCCGACAAGCACAACGGCUUCCAGGCUCAUGUGAAGCGAGUGGGCCAUGCUCACCACCCGGAAGUGUAUCGACACCAGGGAGGAUAUGAAGGAUCAUACGAUCAUGGAUACGGUCACAGCUACAGCAAGCUGCAUAAGUAUAAUUAAAUAAAGAGAUUUGAUCUUGGCAAUAAAACUGUAAAGUUAGUUCAAAUGAA
Messenger RNA from Anopheles arabiensis, 479 nucleotides. RefSeq names its product cuticle protein 19-like. The record is from RefSeq and is a predicted model, not a curated record. Lineage: Eukaryota; Metazoa; Arthropoda; Insecta; Diptera; Culicidae. The coding region runs from base 67 to 429 and encodes 120 amino acids. The transcript is spliced from 2 exons. Gene Ontology annotation, cellular component: extracellular matrix.